Molecule: messenger RNA, 3044 nt
Organism: Amphibalanus amphitrite
Lineage: Eukaryota; Metazoa; Arthropoda; Thecostraca; Balanomorpha; Balanidae
Exons: 4
Coding region: 1907-2899 (330 amino acids)
Biological process (GO): proteolysis; DNA integration
Molecular function (GO): aspartic-type endopeptidase activity; nucleic acid binding
Source: RefSeq, a predicted model, not a curated record
GUAAUGGGCCGUGUGCACACCUGUGCAGACCCCUGCCUGGGCAUUGGCGGUGGCCGAUAUGUGAGUUGCCUGCUACUGUGUGUGUGAUACCUGGGUCGGCCCCUGCCGAGGUCAGGGACUGCCUGAGGGGGGACGACCCUCCUGUCGUCCCCACCACCGUGCUACAAUACAGUCAGUCGGAACCGAGCGGUGGUGUGUCGAUGGUGGGCCGCGAGACAUAACAUUGGCGACGAGCGGAGUGAGGACGGAGCCAUGCCGUUGGGGAAGAUUGAAGAAUUUCACCAAGGACAAGAUAACUGGGAAGAGUAUGCGGAAAGGUUGGAUCAAUUCUUCGUGGCUAAUGACAUCCAGGACGAUGCUAAGAAGAGGGCCAUUCUUCUCAGCAGCAUGGGAGCUCGGACAUACGGUACGGUAAGAUCGCUGUUGUCACCGAAGAAGCCAAAUGAGGUGACUUAUGUCAUGAUUGUUGAAACAUUGAGCAAACAAUUUUGUCCGCCCACGUCGGUAACUGUCGCAAGAUAUCGGUUCUUUUCCUGUUGUCGAGUACAGUCAGAGUCUGUUCAGGAGUUUGUGGCGCGCCUGCGACAGCUGUCACGGGACUGCAAAUUCGAAUCGUUUCUUGAUCAAAUGAUCAGAGACCGGCUGGUGUGUGGAGUUAACUCCGACCCCAUUCAGCGCAGGUUGCUGGCAGAAGCUGAGCUGACUUUGCCGCAGGCAAUCAAGAUUGCUGUGGCAACGGAAACAGCAGGUCAAAACCUACAGGAGCUGGCGGGAGCUGGCCAGCCGGUGGUGUCCGCUACGGGGGAGACGGCAGUGAACCGUGUCCGGACGGGCCCGUCAGCCUCACAGCGGACCAGCCAGGAGCGACACAACGCCAGUAAGCAAGCGCGACAUGAAGGUGAGAGAUGCUGGCGCUGUUUGAACAGAACGCACUCUGAAUCAGAAUGCUACUUUAAACGUAAGCGCUGCUUCCAGUGUUCCAAGUACGGGCAUACAUCGGCCGCUCACCGGGCAGGGACGGUGAAACAUGUUGGGUCGGAGGUGGUCCGUCAGGAGGAGGGCGAUGGUGCAGGAUCUGGGGAAGAGCAGAGUGUGAUGGAGGCAGACACUGAAGAAAUUGACUUUAUCGGGGAGGUUUUUCAGUGUCGGGAGCGGAUUCAUGUGGUGAAAAGCCGGCCUCCGAUCAUGCUGGACAUGUCGCUGGAUGGGCGCGAUGUCAGGAUGGAGCUUGACACGGGUGCAUCGGUAUCAGUCUGUUCGUUCAGCAGGUUUCAAGAGCUCUGGCCGGAGAAGAAACGCCGUCUGCAGCCGUGCAGCCUCAUCCUACACACCUUCUCAGGCGAGCCUUUGAAGGUCCGAGGUGAGGUACAGAUGGACGUGGUGUACCGCGGAGAGUCGUUCAGCCUGCCCCUGGUAGUAGUUGAUGGGACGGGGCCGUUGCUCUUCGGCAGGAACUGGUUGGAGAGCAUCAGACUGGACUGGAGAACCAUCUGCAUGGUGACGACACAGACGCUGGGAAGCGGAGUUGAGUCGGUGCUGCAUAAGUACUCUGAUGUGUUUGCGGAUGAGUUGGGAUGUGCGAAGGGGAUUGUGGUAGAUAUCCCGAUUGACCCAGACACACGCCCCAUCUUCUACAAGCCCAGACCGGUACCGCUGGCGUACCGUGCUGCUGUCGACGCCGAGCUGGACCGUCAGAUCCAGGCCGGGCUGCUGGAACCGGUGAAACACUGCACGUGGGCUGCACCGAUCGUCACUGCACUGAAGGCGUCAGGAUCCGAACAGGAACAUCUGCAGCGGCUGGAGGAGGUUCUGAGACGUCUGUCGGAGGCAGGACUGCGACUGCAGCGGAAGAAGUGUCAGUUCGCGGCAUCAGAAGUGGUGUAUCUUGGACACCACAUCACGGCAGAUGGUAUCAAACCAACAGCAGACAAGGGAUCCUGUGCUGAGUGCCGUUCUGCGCUUCACCAGAGAGGGCUGGCCGUCGGGCGACCUCGUGAUGCCAGAGCUGGUACAGUACCGAAGCAAGGAAGCGCCAGCGUUCGAGACGUUCUGCAAGCAGCUGGGCAUGCGCCACUUGCUGACCGCACCCCUGUCGGCCAAAAGUAACGGUCUAGCGGAGCGUUGUGUGCAGACGGUGAAGCAGGGCUUGAGAAAGCAGAAACAUGGCAGCAUGGACACGAAAAUCUGCCGGUUUCUGUUUACCUACCGUACCUCUCCUCACAGCACAACGGCGCAGACUCCAGCAGAGCUGAUGAUGGGCCGACGUUUGCGGACUCGUAUGGAUUGUUUACUACCUGACCUACAGGACCGUGUGUCAGCCGCACAGCAGCAGAUGAAGGAGAGAUAUGACCGUCGGUCACAGGACCGUGUUCUAACCCCUGGAAUGCGUGUCUGGGUGUCACAGGUCUCCGGACUGGCCGGCGUCGGACGGGGAACACGCUGGCUCCCGGGACACUGCGUGAGCCGCUCUGGAUCCAAGAUCACUGUUCGUCUGGAGGACGGCCGCGUGAUACAGCGCCACCUAGACUUCGUGGUGCCCAGCGGUUCUAGCCGUCCGAUGGAGCUGACCGAUGAGCCGACGCCGUCCAUGCCGCCGGGUUGGAUGCAGCCGCUUCCGCCUGGGACACCGCUUUCCGAGGAGGGAAGAGGACGACUCGCCGCACCAGCGGGGAAGGAUCCCGCGGCCGGGGGGCCGCCGGGGACCAGGGCCGCGUCCGCGGCGCCGCUGCCGUCGCCGCCGCCGUCUGCGGAUCCAGGGACUACUCAGCCGGGGGACGCCGAGACGCCGCCGCCGUCCCCGCCGCGGCCGCCGUCUGCGGCUCAGUGUACCACUCAGCCGCAGCCUGAUGAUCCGCCGCGUCGCUAUAACUUGAGGCCGAGGCCGAUACUAAGAAAAUAGGGUGGAGAGGUGUUAUGUAAUGGGCCGUGUGCACACCUGUGCAGACCCCUGCCUGGGCAUUGGCGGUGGCCGAUAUGUGAGUUGCCUGCUACUGUGUGUGUGAUACCUGGGUCGGCCCCUGCCGAGGUCAGGGACUGCCUGAGGG